Manihot esculenta (cassava) is the source of this 4326-nucleotide messenger RNA. Its product is annotated as receptor-like protein EIX2. The transcript has a single exon. The record is from RefSeq and is a predicted model, not a curated record. Lineage: Eukaryota; Viridiplantae; Streptophyta; Magnoliopsida; Malpighiales; Euphorbiaceae. Gene Ontology annotation, molecular function: protein binding. Bases 236 to 3271 code for a protein of 1011 amino acids.
ACUUUGCCUUGUAAACAUUUAUUUCCGUUAAUGCUUCAAAAUUUUCAAUUUACCACUUUGACCGGGCCAUCAAUCUUACAAAUGAAAUAUCCUUUCUAUUUCCAUCAAUUACGAAAUUUCGUAUGCAUUUCAGGGAAAUGUUGGGAGAUAUCGACGGAAAGACACUAGAAAUAGCACUCCACUGUGAGCCUCUUUGUUGUACUACUCCAUAUGGUCUAGCUCUGUCAUUGGUGCAAUGAAUGCUUCUACUUUUUCUUUUGCUUUCCCUUGGCUUCUCUUCUCAGCAACAAUUUUUAACUUUGGUCUCAGCUAUGGAAGCUUCAGUGCUGGCUGCAUUGAAAGUGAUAGAGAAGCUCUUUUGAGGUUCAAGCAUGAGCUUAUAGACCCUUUAAAUCGACUUGCAUCUUGGCGCACUGUCGAUGCUAAUUGUUGUAGAUGGUCUGGAAUCAUCUGUGAUAACUUCAGUGGCCAUGUCGUUGAGAUCCAUCUUAGAAGUCUUUCUGAGGAUGAGUACUUUGCAUCCGAUGCAAGUGGUCAAUAUUAUGAAUAUCGGAGGAUGUCGACAUUCAGAGGUAAGAUUAGUCCAUCUUUACUCAACUUGAAGCAUUUGAAAUACCUGGACCUCAGCAACAACAAUUUUGACGAAAGCCUUAUUCCCAAAUUCCUUGGCUCUGUGAAGAGCUUAAGACACCUUGAUCUCGCCAAUGCAGGAUUUGGAGGAAUGAUUCCUCAUCAACUUGGCAAUCUCUCAAAUUUGCAAUACCUUAAUCUCCACAGUGUUUAUGGUACACCAUAUGUUGACAAUUUGAGUUGGAUUUCUGGUCUUUCUUCAUUACAAUUCCUUGAUAUGACAUUUUUGAACCUCAGUCAAGCCACCAAUUGGUUGAAUGUCAUCAACACACUGCCUUCUCUAAGAGAAUUACACUUUUCAUUCUGUCAUCUUCCUAGUGUUCCUCCAAUCCUAAACGUCAACUUUUCAUCUCUUUCCAUCCUUGAUUUGUCAGGUAACUUUUUUCAAGGUCCCAUGUUUGAUUUUCUUCAAAACAUAACUUCACUCAAGGCACUUGAUCUGUCUUUUAAUGAUUUUAAUUCAUCAAUACCUAAUUGGUUAUAUGGUUUUAGUCAUCUUGAGUUCCUCAACCUUCGUGGUAAUGAUCAAUUGCAAGGUAAAAUUUCGAGUGAUAUUGGGAACAUGACUUCUCUAAUUGACCUUGACUUGUCUUUGACGAAACUUGAAGGAACAAUUCCAGCAUCGUUUCAAAAUCUCUGUAAUUUGAAGUCGCUCAUUUUGUGGGAGACCAAAUUAAGCCAAGAGAUAAAUGACAUCUUUGAAAUUCUGUUUGCUUGUGCUUCAAAUGGGCUAGAGUUUCUAAAUUUAAGUGGUUGUCAGCUAUCUGGUCAUUUGCCCAAUAAUAUUGGGCAAUUUAAACAUUUAUCUCGCCUUGAUCUAUCAACUAACUACAUUUCUGGUCCACUUCCCAUCUCUCUAGGAGAUUUAACAUUGGUGAAAUCUAUGUCCCUCUCUCAAAACAAUCUGAAUGGAACUCUUCCCGUAAGUUUUGGAGGACUCAGAGAGUUAGAGGAGGUUGAUCUUUCUUAUAAUUUAUUGGAGGGCGAUGUUUCUGCAGUUCACUUUUCAAAUCUCAGUAAAUUGCAAAGUUUUCGUGCUUCUGGGAACCAAUUGAGAUUGAGCGUUGGACCUAAUUGGAAACCCCCAUCUCAUAUUUAUGAAAUUGAUUUGGGGUGUUGGACAAUUGGGCCUCAAUUUCCCCACUGGAUUCAUUCAUUGAAGUAUUUAACAUCUCUGAAUCUGUCAAAUUCAGGAAUUGCUAGCACCAUUCCCUUUUGGUUCUGGAAUAUGUCUUCCAAUUUUCAUUACUUAAAUAUCUCCUACAACCAAAUAUUUGGAGUAAUUUCAAAUAUAUCAAGCAUUCCUCAUAGACAACUCCUUGGGUUCUCUGAUCAAUUGGUGGACUUGAGCUCGAAUAGUUUCCAGGGUCCACUGCCAUAUAUGUUCUCUAACGUGAGAGCCCUGUAUCUUUCCGAUAAUUCAUUUUCUGGACCCAUGUCCAAGUUCUUAUGUUACAAGAUGCAUGAGCCAAGAUAUUUAGAAGUUCUAGACCUUGGAGGAAAUCUUUUAUCAGGGGAAAUGCCAGAUUGUUGGAUGAAAUGGAAACAUUUGGAAGUCCUGAUUUUAAGAGACAACAAACUUAGUGGCAAUAUUCCAUGGUCCAUUGGAACUCUAAGCAAUCUCGAGUCAUUGCAUCUUCGCAAGAACAACCUCUCCGGCAAAAUUCCUUUGUCGCUUCAAAAUUGUACAAGCUUAUCCACUCUAGACUUCGGUGAAAAUGGACUGGAAGGCAGUAUUCCAAUAUGGAUGGGGGAAACACUUGCAAAUAUGGUUAUUCUCAACCUCCGCUCAAAUAAAUUUCAUGGCCACAUACCUAAAGAGAUUUGUUUAAUGAAUUCUUUAUAUAUUUUGGAUUUUGCUGAUAACAAUCUCUCGGGUACCAUACCCAAGUGUCUCAACAACUUCAGUGCAAUGGCUAGUAAGGAUGAUUCCAUAGGUAUCCUUUUGGAGGGAGAUGCUUCUUCAUGGCCAUUUUAUGAGAGCACCUUCAUUGUCACCAAAGGGAACAUGAAUGGAUAUAGCAGUAUUCUUAAAUUCGUGAGAUUUUUAGAUCUCUCGAAUAAUAAGUUAAUGGGAGAGAUUCCUAAGGAAAUCACAAGUCUACAAGGAUUGCAGUAUUUGAAUUUGUCCCAAAAUUCAUUGACUGGAAAAAUUCCUUCAAAUAUAGGUGCCAUGGAAUCACUAGAAGCUGUAGAUUUCUCUCAAAAUCAACUGUUUGGUGAAAUCCCUCAAAGCCUAGCCGAGUUGACAUUUCUGAGCUAUUUGAACCUAUCCUUCAACAAUUUGAGCGGGAUAAUCCCUUCCAGCACUCAGUUGCAAAGUUUGAGUUCAUCCAGCUUCGUGGGCAAUGAAGAGCUUGGUGGACUUCCUCUGAAAAAUUGCAGUGCUGAUGGAGCGACGCCUCCCACUGGGGCAGAAACAGGAGAUGAUGGCAAAGAGUCCACAUCAUUUGCUUGGUUCAAUUUCUAUGUGAGCAUUGCACCUGGAUUUGUGGUGGGGUUUUGGGCAGUGUUGGGUCCUUUAGUGUUUAAUAGAAGAUGGAGGCUUUUAUACUUCAGUUUCUUAGAUCGUUUGUGGGACAAAAUUAUCAGUGUGGUUUAUGUACAUGUUGUUAGAGUUAUUAGAGGUCAUGGUUUUUAGAGUUGUGUACAAAAAACAAAUGUGUUUUGAAAUGGACUAUGCAAGUCUGCGUGCGUCGAUUAGGAACUUUAGGUAUGCUUUGUAGCUUUGAAUUUUGUUCAAUAAAAUUUGAAAAGUCCCACAGUUGUGAGUGCUGGGUAUGUGGUUUUGUGAUUGUUGGCUAAGUUGGUGAAAGAUGUUUAUCUACAUUUUCAUUUGUUGAGUUGGAAGGGUAGAUUGGCAAGAUAUUCUUCAGUAAUGCACUGUCUCUGUAGUUAAGAAUUUGCUAUGCACAUUUCAAAGUUGUAAAAUUGCAGUCAGACAAAAUGCAUGACCAGCACAAAAAUCUGCUGCCAGAAGUAGCACAUGUACCUUUCUUCGGCAGUGCUUUGAUCUAUCAAUACAAUUGGCAACAUUUGCUGCCCUCAAAAAUGAUAUCUCAAGAUUGAUCCUUUUCCAAUUAUUAUGAUAGCAAUAUGGGAUAAUUUUCCAAUUAUUUGAAUAAGCAUUGAAUUACUCUGAAAUUUAGUCUUUUUUUUUUUUUUGGUAAGAAAAAAACAAAGAAUACUUUAAGAGCUAAACCAAAGGGAUAUGUUUAAUAAGCGCAAACUAAGAGUUGCAGUGCUCUGUAUCACAAGGUGAUUAUGUUUGUUUUUGUUGAAAUAUAGACGUUUAGAACAGGAAAGUAUGUAUGAAAAAUACUUAACCAAAUGUUUGUUAAGAAAAUCAAUGGACACUUGUCAUUUAAAAUUGAGCGUGUCCAUGACGGUCAUUUGGAAGCUCCAAGACUUACAGAUAGCAAUCCUUUUGAGAGACAUUCGGGGAUGUUCGCAUUAUUUGAACUUAUCAUCCAGAAUGUCUUAACUGGAAGAAUUCUUUCAAAAAUAGGUAUUGUGGAACCACUAGAAGCUGUGAAUUGGUCCCAAGGUCAGCUAUUUGGUGAAAUCUUGCAACGGAAGGUACCACCAAGCCCUGGAGAUGAAAAAGGAAAAGAUGAUAAUGGUCCUUAAUGGGAUUGGUUCUACUUCCAUGUGAGAAUUUAUAGAGAGUUUUAGACAUUUGAUUUUUUUUUUUUU